AUGACUUUAUUUUCUACCUCCUCUACACCAUCCAUCUUUCACCAAAACCUGAGGAUUAACUUAUCUGAAGAUUCAGCCUCCUGGCUGAACAACAGCACCGUGCCACCAGUCAGAUUUGCAGGUUUAGGGACAUCCCUCUUCACAAUGACAUUUGGCGCCAUCUCUAACCUUACUGCUCUGGGCAUCCUAAUCAAGUCCAGAGUCCGGUUCCGCCGUCAAUCCAAAGCACCGUUCCUUCUAUUAACAGUGGCUCUGCUUUUGGCUGACCUCGCUGGGCAUUUGAUCCCAGGUGCCUUUGCUUUGUAUCUGCACAUGAAUCAAAGGAAUAAAAUACAAGUGGGAAAGCCCACCAAGGAAUUCUGUCAGAUCUUUGGGGCUAGUAUGGUGUUUUUUGGCUUAUGCCCUUUGCUGUUGGGUUGUGCCAUGGCAGUGGAGCGCUGUGUGGCUAUCACUCAGCCCUUUUUUCAUGCUGCAAUGAUCACAUUAGCCCACAUGGUUCGAGUUGUCUUUUUUCUGUCCUCUCUUGCAUUUUUCCUUGCAGUUCUACCUCUAUUUUCUGUAGGGACCUACACCACUCAGUUUCCAGGAACAUGGUGUUUCUUGCCCAUCCAUGGAUCUAAGACUACAGCUGACACCAAUCUGAUCCUGAUCUUCUCAUGUCUUGGCCUUUCUGCACUCGCUCUUUCCCUUCUCUGCAACAUACUGAGUGCUCUGGCAUUGCUGAAGGCCAGAAUAAAGUCCCGCUCAGCUAAUACAAUACCAGCAGCUCAGCGAUCUCGGCACCCAUCAUCCACAUCAUCAUCCUCCUCAUUUUGUUCGUUGGAUCUGGAAAUGAUGGUGCAACUGGCAGUGAUCACAGUGGUUUCCUGUGUGUGCUGGAGCCCUUUUCUUAUCCACAUUCUUGUAAUGCACUUCAGCCAAAACCUUACAGAUGCACCUCAUGAAAAGGAUGGGGUCAUUCUUCUGGGUCUACGCAUGGCUUCCUGGAAUCAGAUCUUGGACCCUUGGGUUUACAUCCUACUGAGGAGGGCAGUUCUUCUCAGAGUGUGCUGUGCUUUCUAUACACAGAAAUCCAUGGUACCAGAAAACAGCUCCUAUGCAGAAACACACAGGCAGGCCCUCAGUCUGCAAUGA
Molecule: messenger RNA, 1134 nt
Organism: Cheilinus undulatus (humphead wrasse)
Lineage: Eukaryota; Metazoa; Chordata; Actinopteri; Labriformes; Labridae
Gene: ptger1c
Product: prostaglandin E receptor 1c (subtype EP1)
Exons: 2
Coding region: 1-1134 (377 amino acids)
Biological process (GO): positive regulation of cytosolic calcium ion concentration; adenylate cyclase-activating G protein-coupled receptor signaling pathway; inflammatory response
Cellular component (GO): plasma membrane
Molecular function (GO): thromboxane receptor activity; prostaglandin E receptor activity
Source: RefSeq, a predicted model, not a curated record